Messenger RNA from Spodoptera frugiperda (fall armyworm), 1038 nucleotides. RefSeq lists its product as uncharacterized. NCBI's taxonomy places the organism in Eukaryota, Metazoa, Arthropoda, Insecta, Lepidoptera, Noctuidae. The transcript is spliced from 7 exons. The record is from RefSeq and is a predicted model, not a curated record. The coding region runs from base 404 to 973 and encodes 189 amino acids.
AAGGCUCGCCGAAUUUGCCGUACAAGGCAGAUGUCGGUGACCUCUUCUCAAUUUCUGUAGAUAUUUCUAGAAAAACAAUUAUAAAGAUCUUUGCAAUAGUUAUAAUAACCAAUAACUUCCAAAGAUUACAUAGUUGAGACUGAAUAAAUAGGUAACUCCAUUAGUCGAACGCCUGCGAGGUCAUGCAUCUAUUUCGGUACCCACGCUGCUAAGCCGAUUGGUCGGCUGAAAGGUGCAAGCAUAUUGUAAUUUCACUAAAUAUGAUAUUUAGUACAUAUCGCUAAACCAAUAAAUAAUCUAAAUUCGACUGAACUGUGCAGUAACUAUUCGCAAAUCAUUGCCAAAGGAAUUUUGUGUGUGCACUUCGUUCUCACUAAAACUUCUUAAUAGUGAAUAAAUUGUGAUGAAAAUACGGACCAUUACGAGAGAGAAAAUGGUUAUUAAUAUGUUGUUUGUGGUGCUCCUUACUUUAUGUCCAAUUGUCUAUGCAGAUGACGGUCCGCCAGAAGAUGGUAUACUGGAGAUUCAUGUAUCACUGAGUCCCAAGACCUGCCAUGAAAAAUGUGGUUGUGAAGAAAUGUAUUUCUAUGAUGCGGCUACCGACAGAUGUCUAAUCAAUUUCACAAGAGUAUUUAAAAAAGUCGUUACUAAUUAUGAAAACCUUGAUAGUAAUAAUUUACCUGACGAUGAAAUGGCAAAACAACUCUACAUAGAAAGUCAAAAAAUAUUUCAAGGAAUUAUGGUAUCAGUUUUCUUGUUUAUCGUGUGUGCAGCUGUUUGUGUGAUAUCAGCGUGUAUUUAUUGUUGCCGCAUAAACUACACGGAUCGGUCAUUGAAAUCUAAUGUAAAGAAAUUGGCGAAAAAACUGAAUACAGAUUACAAAACGAAGAAGCCAUUAGUAAAACCACCUCUGGCACCAGCUUCACAAACUUGUAAUGUUAUUGUAGAAGAUGCGGGAGUAUUUGUUGUUUAGUUCUAAUGAAUACAACUAGAAAUGUUAUUUAUAAAAAAGUAUAAUAAAAGUGAUUUUAAGGAAAA